CUAGAAAGAAAAACUACAGCUUGUGAAGUUAAUCAACAUCGAGUUGUCAUCUUUGAAACACGCGCUAUUAGCUCACGCCUCUCGCGGCGCCGUUUGAGCAAUCUCGAAUCGAAGAUAUAGCUAUCGCAAGAAUCUUCAGCCUUGCGACACUACGACGACUUUCGCUGCGCCCAGUCGGCCAAUUCACCGGCUAACAAAGGCCCUUUGAACAAACAAUCACUUUACCAUACAAUCAUACAAACCAAGAGAAAAAAAAGAAACCGAUAAAAUGGCCAUGCCACCAGCCUACCACGAAUCCCUCCCAUACAUCGACCCCGAACCCUCCCAAGAAGCCCUCGCCGCCGCCCGCGCCCUCAUCGCCGCCGAACAAUCAACCUUCUCCCCUCCUCCUCCUCAAGAACACCCCCAAGAACCAUCCUUCUCGCCCGCCAUCGCCACCGAACUCGCCCGCAUCGCCUCAUCAACCCCCUCCCAGCCCCUCGAUCUCUCCCGCUACGAAGCCCAAGAGCUUCCCCCCCCUCCAACAAAGACAUCAACCCGCUCAUCCAAAAAAUCAUCCUCAAAAUCGGCCUCCUCCUCUUCUGCGGCAGAGGCUUCAAGGCAACCCCUUUCAAACGCCUUCAUCUCAUCCUCCUACCUCUCCUCCCGCGCCCAAAACCUAUCCCUCCUAGACUCCCACGGCCGCAACGCAUGGCUCCUCUCAAACUACCACCUCGAGGCUGAGCUCCGCUCCCUCGAGCGCGACCUCGCCGCCACGAAACGCGACAUGGACCUCCUCAACGCCGCGCGCGCAUCCCGCCAAAACGAUGUCAAGGCCGAGAUGCAAGGGCUCGAGCAAAACUGGCGCGAGGGCGUUGGCAGGGUUCUCGAGACGGAAAUUGCCGUCCAGGAACUCAGGGAGCAGAUACGACAGGAGCUGAGGAGUAGGGCCAGCGCUGCUGAGCAUCCUGCUGCUUUAUAG
Molecule: messenger RNA, 961 nt
Organism: Trichoderma virens Gv29-8
Lineage: Eukaryota; Fungi; Ascomycota; Sordariomycetes; Hypocreales; Hypocreaceae
Exons: 2
Coding region: 269-961 (230 amino acids)
Biological process (GO): mRNA processing
Cellular component (GO): precatalytic spliceosome; catalytic step 2 spliceosome; Prp19 complex
Source: RefSeq, a predicted model, not a curated record